This is a messenger RNA of Caenorhabditis angaria, 237 nucleotides long. NCBI's taxonomy places the organism in Eukaryota, Metazoa, Nematoda, Chromadorea, Rhabditida, Rhabditidae. The record is from the annotation of a GenBank genome assembly.
AUGUCGGAUGAUAAACCAGCUCGUCGUAUUGUUGAUGGAAAAGUUGGCGAUCAAUUCCACGUGGCUAGGGGAUAUGAAGGAAAUUGGGCAAAUGCAAUUGGAGUUCCUGUUAGUACACCACGUGGACCAGCUCAAGAAAUUCCACCUGGAGAUGGACCAGUUGAUACAGCUACUAAGGGACGUCCGGAUUUUCGAACAGUUCCAAAAACCGAUCCGGUUUUUCCGAGAAAUAAUUGA